AUGCUCCCCGAGGCGGGCUCCCUGUGGCUGCAUCGGCUGCUCCAGGACAUCCAGCUGGCCCAGUUUUACCGACCCAUCCUUGAGGAGCUUAAUGUUACUCGGCCAGAGCACUUCGACUUUGUGAGACCUGAGGAUCUGGACGGCGUUGGCAUGGGCCGGCCUGCCCAGCGUAGACUGGCUGAAGCUCUGAAGAGGCACCGUUCGGGGCUCAAGUCUAAGAACUGGGUCUACAAGAUCCUCGGGGGCUUUGCCCCAGGGCAGAAGGAGACCACCCCACCCUCAGACAACCUUCCAUCCCUCCCUGAGCCAGAUGGGGGACUCAAGUGUCUGAUCCCAGACCGGGCUGUGUGCAGAGGGGAGCUUCUGGGCUCCGGCUGCUUUGGUGUGGUGCACCGAGGGCUGUGGACACUGCCCAGUGGCAAGGCUGUCCCAGUGGCUGUCAAGUCCCUCCGGGUGGGUCCUGAAGGCUCCGAGGGCACUGAGCUAGGGGACUUCCUGCGAGAGGUAUCCAUCAUGAUGAACUUGGAACACCCACACUUGCUGUGUCUGCACGGCCUCGUACUGGGCCAGCCUCUGCAGAUGGUGAUGGAGCUGGCGCCCCUGGGCUCCCUGCACGCACGCCUGACCGCCCCGGCCCCCACGCCCCCGCUGCCCGUGGCCUUGCUCUGCCUCUUCCUGCGGCAGGUGGCGGGGGCCAUGGCGUACCUGGGGGCCCGCGGGCUGGUGCACCGAGACCUCGCUACGCGCAACUUGCUGCUGGCUUCACCGCGCACAAUCAAGGUGGCUGACUUCGGGCUGGUGCGGCCUCUGGGCGGCGCCGGGGGCCACUACGUCAUGGGCGGACCCCGCCGCAUCCCCUACGCCUGGUGUGCACCGGAGAGCCUGCGCCACGGGGCCUUCUCUUCCGCCUCGGACGUGUGGAUGUUUGGGGUGACGCUGUGGGAGAUGUUCUCCGGGGGCGAGGAGCCCUGGGCCGGGGUCCCGCCGUACCUCAUCCUGCAGCGGCUGGAGGAGGACCGAGCCCGCCUGCGUAGGCCUCCGCUCUGCUCCAGGGCCCUCUACGCGCUCGCCUUGCGCUGCUGGGCCCCCCACCCUGCUGACCGGCCCACCUUUUCCUACCUAGAAGGGCUGCUCCAAGAGGCCUGGCCUCCUGAGGGACGUUGCGUGAGGGAUGUCACAGAGCCCGGUGCCCUGAGGAUGGAGCCUGGUGACCCCAUCACUGUCAUCGAGGGCAGAGCCUCUUCCCACAGCCCCGACUCCACAACCUGGAAGGGCCAGAAUGGUCGCACAUUCAAAGUGGGCAACUUCCCAGCCUCGGCAGUGACGCUGGUAGACUCACCAGCCACCCGUCCAGCCCUCAGAGGCUCCCCUGCCCGGGGAGAGCGACACCAGGGAAACAUAGAUGGGGACAGAGUGAAGGUAAAGCUUCGGGAUCCCCCUCCAGCUCGGGGCCAGAGAAGGAAUGUGGCCCUGCAGAGGACGAAAGGCAUUUCCAAGAGUCUGGAGUCGGUUCUGUCCCUGGGCCCCCGCCCCACAGGAGGUGGGUCGAGCUCCCCCGAACUUCGACAUGCCAGAACUGUGCCCCAGGGACCCCCAGGUGUGCCCCCCCGCUCCCCCGUAGCCACCAGCUCCUCUUCCCAGCCCAGCCAGCCUCCCAGGGAGCGGCCUCCCUGGCCCAAAAGAGAACCCCUACACAGUCACCCUGUGGGAGCGCCUGGAGCCAGCAAGGCCACUGUCCCCUCUGGGGGACCCUUGCCUGACCCCGAGUUGCAGAGGAGGAUUAUGAAGGUGGAGCUGAGCGUGCAUGGAGUCACCCACCAGGAGUGCCAGGAGGCUCUAAGAGCCACCGGGGGUGACGUGGUUUCUGCCAUCCGGAACCUCAAGGUGGACCAGCUCUUCUACCUCAGCAGCUGGUCCAGAGUGGACUGCCGGCGUGUCCUGGAGCGUUACCAGUGGGACCUCUCAGCCGCCAGUCGCUACGUCCUGGCCCGGCCCUGA
Molecule: messenger RNA, 1998 nt
Organism: Mesoplodon densirostris (Blainville's beaked whale)
Lineage: Eukaryota; Metazoa; Chordata; Mammalia; Artiodactyla; Ziphiidae
Gene: TNK1
Product: tyrosine kinase non receptor 1
Exons: 12
Coding region: 1-1998 (665 amino acids)
Biological process (GO): positive regulation of cell population proliferation; multicellular organism development; protein phosphorylation
Cellular component (GO): basal plasma membrane; signaling receptor complex
Molecular function (GO): protein binding; transmembrane receptor protein tyrosine kinase activity; ATP binding
Source: RefSeq, a predicted model, not a curated record